UUCUUCUGGUCCAUAGCUGCAUUUAUUCGCCUCUGCGUACCAUUCUACUCCACCACCGGCAAACCUAAUAUGGCGAGGGAAGGCGGUGCGAACAGGAGUCGGAAAGGGAGCGAGGCCGGAGCGUUUUUCAUGGCUACCCUGGUGAUGUGGAGCGUCUCAGUUUUCUUCGAAAUCCUCUUCAAUCAGCGCUCGGAGCUACUUCCUAUCAUCUUCGGCUUCGCUUUUUUCCAGCUCGCCAACGCCGUUAUUCGGAACUUCGUCUCACGCGACCCGCUCUUCGUCAACACGUGCGUUUCCCUCCUCCAUUCAUCCAUCACCUCCGCCUCUGUGGUACUGAUCUUGCUGAAUCAGUCAAUGGAGAUUGGUGUAGAUAAGAUGUUUGAACACUCACAAUUGGUUGAGGAUACUUGGCGAUGGGCAUAUCAAGCUCUGUGUUUUUCGUGCGGUUACUUUGCAUAUGAUCAGUUGGAUAUGCUGCUCUAUCGGUUGUACAGUGGUUGGAUCCCCGCAAUCCUAGUGCAUCACUUAGUGCUCCUAGUUUGCUUCACGCUGGCAUUGUAUCGGAAUAUCACCAUCAACUAUCUUAUCCUAACUCUCAUAUGUGAGCUACAUUCAGUCUUUUUGCAUGUUCGGAAAAUUCGCCGUAUGGCUGGUAUCCGUAAUGCUGGGAGCAAGAUUGUGAAGGCUGAAUGGGUUUUCAAUUGGUUGACAUUUGUUUUUGCAAGAUGCGUGUCUCACAUUCUUAUCACAGUCAAGCUGGUCAUAGAUGCUUCCAAGUUCGAUAAGGGCGUGGAGCUCCCACUUGCUCUCUCCGGAAUGGCAGGAAUGAAUUUGCUAAAUGUUCUCCUUGGUAUCGAUCUCUUCAAUGCUUACAGAAAAGAGAUCAGGGUUCAGAAGGAUCAUAACAAUAAUCAUCAGGAAUAAUAUACAUUUGUUAAUUCUUUCAGUAUCAGUGUCGAAGAAUGUGUUCCUGCUGUAAUGUGACUGUACUCUCUUGUAAAUCACAUCAUCAUAUGAAGAAAUGAAAAGCUAAAAAAUUCUGUGUUUGGUGUAUAAA
Molecule: messenger RNA, 1057 nt
Organism: Salvia splendens (bonfire salvia)
Lineage: Eukaryota; Viridiplantae; Streptophyta; Magnoliopsida; Lamiales; Lamiaceae
Product: TRAM, LAG1 and CLN8 (TLC) lipid-sensing domain containing protein
Exons: 3
Coding region: 70-924 (284 amino acids)
Biological process (GO): phospholipid homeostasis; plasma membrane organization; membrane assembly
Cellular component (GO): plasma membrane
Source: RefSeq, a predicted model, not a curated record